Messenger RNA from Salvia hispanica, 5581 nucleotides. RefSeq lists its product as uncharacterized. The record is from RefSeq and is a predicted model, not a curated record. NCBI's taxonomy places the organism in Eukaryota, Viridiplantae, Streptophyta, Magnoliopsida, Lamiales, Lamiaceae.
UUGCUGUCAAUAUUCCAUGAUCAUUCUUUUCGGCUCUCGCCCAAAAUCUUUUCUUUUCUUGUUUGAGGAAAAAAAUUGUGAAUACACAGCUCUUUACUGACAAAUCUGCUCCACAUUUUCUUGAAAUUUUUCACCUUUAAUCAGCACAAAAACACUGCUUUUCUAUCCGAAUUUAGCAGCCAUUUCUGAGGCGUUUUCGCCCGGGACCAUCAAUUCAUCAGUAUCUACUUUCUAAUUGUAGUUUGAAAUCUUAAUUACUGAGCCAUCAAUCUCAUUUAUUCGGCAGAAUCGGCGCAGAUGCGUUUGUUUCACAGUGUUUUGAUGUUGAAAAGGAAAAUUUAUGUGGGAUUGAAAAUUUGAUUUGUGGAAAGAGAGGAAAGAAUUUGGGUGUUGAGGUUUUUGAUGGAGAGGACUGAUGGUGGGGAUGAUCAGGCUUCUGGAUGGAUGCAAGUGAAAAAGAAACACAGAAGCAAUUUGAAGUUCUCAUUACAUGGUUGGGUUGAAGGGCUGUCUGGAAAACAGAGGUUUAGCAAGCCAAAUAAUCAAAUAUCAAUUGCUAAAAAAUCGGAGAGUAGCUCAAGUGCAACGAACCAAAGAGAUAAUAAAGGUAAAGAUUGUGCUGUGCGUGAUCGUGAGCGUGACAGCAGCAAGGCUACAGAGCCCGCUUCUAUCUCUACUGAUGAUGGGGCAGUUCAACGUUGCCUUGAUGGUGACAGCGUUAAUGCUACCAAACACACCUCGAGUUCUAAUGGGAAUGUGGCAAUUAAUCAUUACCUUGACAAACGUGUUGUCAGUCAAAGCAAUGAAGAUUUAGGUUCUUCUCAUUUGGCCGCUAAAAGUAAUGCAGAUCCUAGUCAUAAAGUAGUCGUCAGUCAAGGAAGUACCCACAAAGAUAAUGUCCUUCCACAAAUAAAAUGGGGGGAUUUGGAUGAGAGAACUCUCAAACACUACGGAAAAGCUUCCGGAGCUGAAUUUGAGUCUGUGGGAGUCAAAAAUAGCAAUUUGGUCUCUGUGAAGGUUGAUGAUACUUCUGAGUGUCUUCCCUGCAUCGUUCCAGUUGAUCCCGAUGAGACGAAAUCUGAUAGGGAUCAUUGUCUUCCAGAACCCCAUUCUUCAUCUCUGAGGACUGUAUCUGUUGAAGAAACUGAUAAGGAGGUGAAUGAAGUAUCUUCAGAAGACGUUAAAGAUCAAAUUACUAGUGAGAGAAUAGUUGGUCAGAGUACUUCUAUUUCGGGCUCUAAUUUCGAACACGAGCAUGUCAAGCCAGAUAAUGAGGUGCCCUGCAGUUCAUCUGGAGAAAACGGUGCCUGCAGAGACAACAAAGAGACAGAAAGGGCCAAAUCAGCUAAUGUUUCAGUUGCGCAUCUUUUGGAUUCGGCUACAAGUAGUCGGACAAUUGAUGAAGCUAAAAGUGAAGAAUCUAUAUUGGCAGUUCCAAUUGAAGAAUCGAGCAAUAAAAAAAGUGAAGCAAACUCUGAUGGUCUUCUAGAUGCCCAGAAUGCAGAUGCUGUUGCUUCAGUCGAGGUGGGUGAAAGCAAAGAAAGAUUCAGAGAACGUCUUUGGUGCUUUCUCUUUGAAAACCUCAAUAGGGCUGUAGAUGAGCUCUAUCUUCUCUGUGAACUUGAAUGCGAUCUUGAGCAAAUGAAAGAAGCUAGUCUUGUUCUUGAAGAAGCUGCAUUAGACUUUAGAGAAUUAAAUAGCAGAGUAGAAACUUUUGAGAAAUCAAAAAGAUCCUCGUCUCAUGGGGCUGAUGGGAGUCCAUUGGUUUUGCAGUCCGAUCAUCGCAGACCACAUGCCCUCUCAUGGGAGGUCCGUCGAAUGACUACUUCACCACACAGGGCAGAAAUUUUGUCUUCAUCUCUUGAAGCUUUCCGCAAAAUACAGCGAGAGAGAACAAGUGAACGUUCCCACAACUCUAUGAAUCCGGGGUCUGAUUGUCAGAGUUGUAACUUAGGAACAAGGGAUAUUGUGGACUUGGAGAAGUACAUUAAAAAAGAUGAUUUGGUGAGUGGCUCUAAAGAAUCAACAGUGAAGGUGGCCGACAACAUGACUGGUGUAUCAGUUACAGCUCAGCAUCUAAAUAAAGAAAAGAAAAACCACGAUUCAAAGCCAGGUUCUGGGGCAUUGAAAUUACAUCAAAAAGAAGGUUCUAUUCCCUACGUUAAUGGAAAGAGCAAAACUCCAACAGAGAACAACACUGCUGAGAAAAAUAUGAAGUUGGCUGAUCCGUUGAGAAGACCUGUUCCUGAAAGAGAAAGGGAGAAGAGAAAUGGAUUUUCAGGGAAGUCCAUGGAUGCUUGGAAAGAGAAGAGAAAUUGGGAGGACAUACUUGCGAUCCCACAUCGUGUGUCUUCCCGCUUCUCAUAUUCACCUGGCUUAAGCAGGAAAAGCACUGAGCGGGUUCGUGUUCUGCAUGAUAAACUUAUGUCUCCUGAGAAAAAGAAAAAAUCUGCUCUUGAUCUAAAAAAAGAUGCUGAAGAGAAACAUGCUCGUGCCACCAGAAUCAGAGCUCAACUUGAGCACGAGAGAGUGCAAAGGCUUCAACGUACAUCGGAGAAACUGAGCCGUGUAAGUGAAUGGCAAACUGUGCGCAGCAAUAAGUUGCGAGAGUCAAUGUAUGCUCGCCAUCAACGUAGUGAAUCCAGACAUGAAGCUUAUAUAGCUCAGGUUGUGAGAAGAGCUGGCGAUGAGACCAGUAAAGUUAAUGAGGUACGUUUUAUCACCUCACUGAAUGAAGAGAAUAAAAAGCACAUAUUGCGCAAGAAGCUUCAUGAUUCCGAGUUGAGGAGAGCAGAGAAGCUUCAGGUAAUAAAAACUAAACAGAAAGAGGACAUGGCCAGGGAAGAGGCUGUUUUGGAACGUAAAAGGAUCAUCGAAGCUGAGAAGUUGCAGCGCCUUGCAGAAACUCAGCGAAGAAAGGAAGAGGCUCAAGUUAGAAGGGAAGAAGAGAGGAAAGCCUCAAGCGCUGCUCGUGAAGCCAAGGCUAUAGAACACAUGAGGAGGAAAGAGAUCCGAGCCAAAGCGCGGCAGGAGGAAGCUGAACUCUUGGCUCAGAAAUUAGCUGAAAGACUCAGUGAAAGCGAACAGAGGCGGAAAUUUUAUCUAGAACAAAUUCGAGAAAGAGCAUCUAUGGAUUUUAGGGACCAGUCUUCGCCUUUACUGAGACGGUUUGCAAGUAAAGAAGGCCAAGCCCAAGUUCGGUCAGCUGCUUACAGCAAUGGAGAUGAUAAUCUUACCAAUGAUAGUAGUUUCCCAUCUGGUACUAGUAUUGUAAAUGGUGAGGCGUUGCAACACUCGCUAAAGAAGAGAAUUAAAAAAAUACGUCAAAGGCUAAUGUCUCUAAAACAUGAAUUUCCCGAGCCUUCAGCUGCACUUGAAAGUUGUAGUCUUGGUUAUAGGACUGCUGUUGGAACUGCAAGGAGAAAAGUCGGUAGGUGGCUUCAGGAUUUGCAAAAGCUUCGCCAAGCAAGAAAAGAUGGUGCUGCUAAUUUUGGACUGAUAACUGCUGAAAUUAUCAAGUAUCUGGAGGGAAAGGAUGCUGAAUUGCAGGCUUCUCGACAAGCCGGCCUGCUUGAUUUUAUUGCUUCCGCCCUUCCUGCUUCUCACACGUCCAAACCCGAAGCUUGCCAGGUUACUAUAUAUCUUUUAAGGCUUUUGAAGGUAGUGCUGGCAACGCCGGCAAACAAAUGCUAUUUUCUUGUCCAGAAUCUUUUGCCCCCACUUAUUCCAAUGUUGGCAACCGCCCUUGAGAACUAUAUCAAGAUGGCGGCAUCAUCAAAUCUUCCUGGUCCAACUAAUAUCGUGUCAAGUAAAGUGUUGAAUGGAAAUUUGGAGUCAAUUUCUGAAAUUGUGGAUGGUUUCCUGUGGACUAUUGCAGCAAUUGUUGAUCAUGUUAGCUGUAACGAGUACCAACUGCAGAUGCAGGAUGGUUUGAUAGAGCUUGUUAUUGCAUACCAAAUUAUUCACCGGUUAAGAGAUCUUUUUGCGCUUUAUGAUAGACCUCAGGUGGAAGGUUCUCCUUUCCCUUCAUCUAUUCUCCUAGGUAUUAAUUUAUUGACAGUUCUGACUUCAAAAUUCAAAGGGUCAUACUCGAUAGACUGGGAUUCUUUUCCAAAUGAUAUAAUGCAAGGAAAUAAACUCGGGGAGAGAGAAUUUUCUGGGCCAGCUGAUUUACAACAUGAAUCUAGUAUGGAUGUCACACCCUCUUUGCCAACUGGCGAUUUACCGGCAGAUUCUCUGGAUGUGCCAGAGGGUAAAAAAGAUGGAUGUUCAAAUAUUGAGGUGACCGAUAGUCAAGUUCCUGAAUGUGAUACCUCUCUUGAUGUUGAUCGCGUUGCUUCUAAAGAUGCCAUGGAUGAUUCAGCUGGACCUCUGGUAGAUAAGUAUCAGUGUGAGGACAGCAAUAAAUGUGUAGGUAACAGUGCUGAGCUAAAAAAUAGAAACGGCCCCGAAGCAAAGCAGCCUGCUGUGUUUCUUCUUGCGGCAAUGUCCGAGACUGGCUUAGUAUGUCUUCCUUCCAUGUUAACAGCAGUGCUAUUGCAGGGAAAUAACCGAUUAUCUCCUGAACAGAGCUCGUACGUGCUUCCAUCUAAUUUUGAGGAAGUAGCGACUGGAGUUCUGAAGGUCUUGAACAAUCUGGCUCUGAUAGAUAUAUCUUUCAUCCAGAAAAUGCUGGCUCAACCAGAUCUUAAAAUGGAGUUCUUUCACUUGAUGAGUUUUAUUCUUUCUCAUUGCACAAGCAACUGGGGAGUCGCCAAUGAUAAGAUUGGAACCCUCUUGCUGGAAUCUUUGGCACUUCUUGGUUAUUUUGCGUUAUUCCACUCCGAAAAUCAAGCCGUCCUACGCUGGGGAAAGAGUCCUACGAUUCUUCACAAGGUUUGCGAUUUGCCCUUCGUGUUCUUCAGCGAUCCGGAGCUGAUGCCUGCUUUAGCCGGCACAUUAGUAGCUGCCUCAUACGGAUGUGAACAGAACAAGGCCGUUAUUCAGCAGGAGCUCAGUAUGGACAUGCUCCUCCCGUCACUCAAGUCGUGCAAAAGCAAUUCAAACCAGUGUGGCCCGUUGUCAGCCGAGGAUGCUGGUGAACUUCUGAGUCGGACCGGUGUUGAAAGAAAAGCUCAAGCUGACACAUCUCAGAAAUCCAACCGGAGCAAUCCAAGAAAUGCUCGUCUCGUUCCCCAGAGAGGCGGUGGUGGUGUUAACACGAGAGGUCUGAAGUCGAGAAACAUUAGAGACAGCAAACUGGUGAAGGUUAGUGAAGAAAUGCAGACGGGUGCUGCUCAAUCUGCUUCGGAAACUUCCACGUUGAUGCUGCACUCGAGGUUCCCGGUAAGCUUCGUCGGGAAAGCAGAAGAGUUUUUUACAGCAGAGGUUAAUACAAGCAACGGUGAAUUAGUUUGAGGUGAAUACUUUUCUUUCUAGUCUGAAUACAUAAUAUAUUUAUAAUAGUAUACACAGCUUUAAUGUCUCUUAGGAAAGAUAGAUUUUUUAUAUCCAAAAACAGAGAAAUGAGAAUUAUAUUAUACUACCUGGUUUCAGAAAUGACUUGAAUAGUAAAUAAAAGGAAGGGGAAUUUGUUAUUCAA